AUGGCGUCAGACGGGAUGAUUUUAACAAACCACGACCACCAAAUCCGGGUCGGAGUCUUGACAGCUGAAGAGAAUGAGCGAGACGAGAGAAAGGAGUGCUUCCAGUUCAUCCUGCCGGCGCUGCCCCACGCCAUCGACCUGCUGCGGGACGCGGUGGUGAAGGUGAAGGAGGCGGCCGACGAGCUGGAGGACCUGCCGUCGCCGCCGCCCCCACUCUCGCCCCCGCCGCCGGCCGCCAACGGCUCGCCGCGCCGACAGACGGAGGACAAGGGGGUGCAGUGCGAGGAGGAGGACGAGGAGAAGAAGGACAGCGGCGUGGCGUCCACGGAAGACAGCUCGUCCUCGCACAUCACCGCCGCCUCAAUCGCCGCAAAGGUGAGGGGGGCCGGGAUCCCAGACUCCAUCAUCUCGCGGGGUGUCCAGGUGUUGCCCCGGGACACGGCCUCCCUCAGCACCACGCCCUCGGAAUCCCCCCGCGCCCAGGCUACCUCCCGCCUCUCCACGGCCUCCUGUCCCACCCCCAAAGCGCGGCUCCCCUCCUGUUCAUCCACCUUAAGCAUUGCGGAGGCCUCACGGAGAGAGUUCAGGGCUCACCUGGAUGAGGUCAUCACACUCAAGUCAAGGUACUCUACCUUGGACCAGCUCCAGUGUAGGUUGGAGGGGCUUAAAGAUGAUCGCAGGAGGACCUUCAACUCUCGAGUGCAGUCACGAUGCAGCAGCAAAGAAAAUAUCCUAAGAUCAAGUCACAGUGCGGUGGACAUCACAAAGGUGGCCCGGAGGCAUCGCAUGUCCCCCUUCCCCCUCACCUCCAUGGACAAGGCCUUCAUCACUGUGCUGGAGAUGACCGCCAUCCUAGGCAACGAGAUCAUCAACUACAGAGACGGGAUGGGUCGGGUCCUGGCUCAGGACGUUUAUGCCAAAGACAACCUUCCACCGUUCCCUGCCUCCGUCAAGGACGGCUAUGCUGUGAGAGCGGCCGAUGGGCCAGGUGACCGCUUCAUCAUCGGAGAGUCCCAAGCUGGAGAACAGCCCACCCACACAGUGAUGCCGGGCCAGGUGAUGAGGGUGACGACGGGGGCCCCUAUCCCGUGCGGGGCCGACGCUGUGGUCCAGGUGGAGGACACUGAGCUGCUCCGCGAGUCUGAGGACGGUACAGAGGAGCUGGAGGUUCGUAUCUUGGUUCAGGCCCGUCCAGGCCAGGACAUCCGGCCAAUCGGCCAUGACAUUAAGCGCGGGGAGUGCGUGCUGGGUAAGGGCACCCACAUGGGGCCGUCUGAAAUCGGCCUCCUUGCCACGGUUGGCGUCACCGAAGUGGAGGUGCAGAAGUUCCCCGUGGUGGCCGUCAUGUCGACAGGCAACGAGCUGCUGAACCCAGAGGACGACCUCCACCCAGGGAAGAUCCGAGACAGCAACCGCUCCACGCUGCUGGCCACCAUCCAGGAACACGGCUACCCCACCAUCAACCUGGGCAUCGUGGGAGACAAGCACCACAGCCCCGAUGACCUCCUCAACGCUCUGAAUGAGGGAAUCAGCCGUGCUGACGUCAUUAUCACCUCAGGCGGAGUGUCCAUGGGAGAGAAGGUACCCUACCCCUGUGACUACCUGAAACAGGUGCUGGAUAUUGACCUCCAUGCUCAGAUCCACUUUGGCCGCGUCUUUAUGAAACCAGGUCUCCCAACAACAUUUGCCACUAUGGAGAUGGACGGUGCUCGCAAACUUAUCUUUGCCCUCCCAGGUAGUAAUCCCGUGUCUGCUGUUGUUACCUGCAACCUCUUUGUCAUUCCUGCUCUGAGGAAGAUGCAGGGGAUAUUAGACCCAAGGCCGACCAUCAUCAAAGCCAGGUUGUCCUGUGAUGUGAAGUUGGACCCUCGCCCUGAAUACCACCGCUGCAUCCUGACCUGGCAUCACCAGGAGCCUCUACCGUGGGCUCAGAGCACAGGGAACCAGGUGAGCAGCCGGCUGAUGAGCAUGCGCAGCGCCAACGGUCUCCUGAUGCUACCUCCCAAAACGGAGCAAUACGUGGAGCUGCACAAGGGCGAAGUGGUGGACGUCAUGGUGAUCGGGCGGCUAUGAUGUCACCGCAGGGGGACCGAGAGAGCUUUCACAUGAUAUGAAGGGGUCAGAACGGGUGGUUCACGGUGCAUGUCCACAUAUCAUUGACUAUUCUGUAAUAUGCAACGGCACAGCUAGUUUUUAUUGAUUUGGAUAACGUUGAGGUAUAGUCAACAUCUUGAUCACAAAAACCUAGAUACAUAUGAAAAAGAAUAAUUAAUUUAAAGGAAAAAAAAAGAUUAUAAUAUUUCAAACAAAGGAAGUAUAACUUUUAAUGAAAAAAAAUCUAAUUAUAAAAAGAGAUUUAUUCUGUAAUAUAUUAUUAUGAUUAUUCUUCUUAUUAUUAUCAUUAUUCUUAUUAUCAUUAUUAUAUUAAGGCGACUUUGUUCCUUUCAUUGCAAUUGCUUUGUGUGUUCAACGCUAGACCUUAUCUAUAGCAGUAGCAUUUUAAUAGACAGCUGUAGGUGCCUGCCAGGACAAAAAAAGAUAAAACUAUUAUUUUCUCAUCUUUAGUGGAUUAAAAAAAAAUCUGUUUUUUGACAAUGAAGAAAAACUUUGCGGAGGAUUUCCCACGGUG
Molecule: messenger RNA, 2629 nt
Organism: Gadus chalcogrammus (walleye pollock)
Lineage: Eukaryota; Metazoa; Chordata; Actinopteri; Gadiformes; Gadidae
Gene: gphnb
Product: gephyrin b
Exons: 21
Coding region: 1-2073 (690 amino acids)
Biological process (GO): establishment of synaptic specificity at neuromuscular junction; postsynaptic neurotransmitter receptor diffusion trapping; gamma-aminobutyric acid receptor clustering
Cellular component (GO): dendrite; cytosol; postsynaptic specialization
Molecular function (GO): molybdopterin molybdotransferase activity
Source: RefSeq, a predicted model, not a curated record